Messenger RNA from Olea europaea var. sylvestris, 1867 nucleotides. Its product is annotated as sufE-like protein 1, chloroplastic/mitochondrial. Bases 37 to 1239 code for a protein of 400 amino acids. The transcript is spliced from 2 exons. NCBI's taxonomy places the organism in Eukaryota, Viridiplantae, Streptophyta, Magnoliopsida, Lamiales, Oleaceae. The record is from RefSeq and is a predicted model, not a curated record.
GGUUGCGCUUGCGUCCCUAUUAUCUAUUCCCUGGACAUGAUAGCAGAGAGAAGAAUUCCAUCAUCACCCGUCGCCCCUCUCCUCUUUCAACUCUUCACCCGUUCUCUACAUAAUCACAGCUCAAAAGACUCAUCUAAGAAUUUAACACAGUUCUUAAUCGGACAUCCAAAACCCAUGUCGAUUUCUACUAAAAUCCCACACUCUCUCCUUUUUUAUCGUUCCAGGAAUCAAUUCUUGAAAUCCAUAAAAAUCCCAUCUUUACCCUCUUCACCCUCAACAUUUUUCUUUUUCUCCAAGUCAAUUACAUUUCAAAGAAUACCCACGAAAGAAUCCAUUUUAUCGACCCCAUCUUCAUCUUCCCCUUCAGUUUCUGUCCAGCCCAUUGAAGAGUUGCCUCCAAAGCUUCAAGAGAUUAUCAAACUGUUCCAGGCAGUUCAAGAGCCAAAGGCCAAGUAUGAACAGUUAUUGUUCUAUGGAAGAAAUUUGAAGCCAUUAGAAACUCAAUAUAAAACAAUUGAAAAUAAAGUGCAGGGUUGUGUUUCGCAGGUGUGGGUCAGAGCAUAUCUUGACAGUGAUAAAAAUGUGAUCUUUGAGGCAGAUUCUGAUUCAGUGCUCACUAAAGGGCUGGCUGCUUUGCUAGUCCAGGGUCUUUCUGGCCGGCCCGUGGAAGAGAUACUGAGGGUUUCACCUGAUUUUGCGGUGCUUCUUGGGUUGCAGCAGAGUUUGACUCCGUCUAGGAAUAAUGGGUUUUUGAAUAUGUUGAAGUUGAUGCAGAAGAAGGCUCUGCAAUUGUAUGUGGAAAGUGAAAAGGGUGGUAAUUCAAUCAAUGACUUAGCAGAAGAUAACCAGGUUGGGAAUUCAGAUUUGAGGUUGAAGAAUGAUGGCGGAAUUGGUAAAUCAAAUGUUAAAGAAAGUCCCAGUGCUUUGGAGUCUAGUGUGGGUAAUGGUAGUGAAUUAGGGAAUAGAGGGACGCGGAUAAAGGAGAGGUUGGAGAAAGAGCUGAGACCUAUUGAAUUGGAAGUUGAGGAUAUAUCAUACCAGCAUGCGGGUCAUGCUGGGGUUAAGGGAAGCAAUGGGGAGACGCAUUUUAAUGUGAAAGUGGUUUCUGAAGAAUUUGAAGGCAAAAGCUUGGUUAAGAGGCAUAGAUUUAUUUACAGCUUGUUGCAAGAUGAACUGCAGAAUGGACUACAUGCAUUGUCGAUUGUGGCAAAGACACCAUCUGAAGUUGAUCCUCAGUGAAGUCAUAAAUCAAUAGAGCUACUUUUUUGUAUUAUUUUUCGGGCAUAUUGCAUAAAGAUGUUGCAAUAGACUUGGAGUUUGUCAAGGAGAUCAAGAGUAUUUUCCUCAAUAGACUUGUUAAGAGUUAAAUAAUGCAUGGCCAUCAAGAAUUUUAUUGAAGGCAUUCUCCAUUACCCGUCAAGUCUUUCUAUGAUGUGUAUCAAAUUAUUAUCUACUCUGAGAAUGUUAUUUGAUGUUGUGAUGAGAAUGCAAUUUAAAGAAUGUUGAGAAGUUGGAUAUGAAGUCCGUGGGAAAGAAGCAUGCUAAUGGGGGUUGAGCUGUCAUUAGUCUGGAAGUAUUUUUUGAGUUUAAGCUUUGACCUUCAUCCACAGUUUCAAUUUGGUCCUGCCCUUUAUACUUUACCUCGACGUAGAUCAAAAUUUUAGUUCCAUGUCGACUUCACAUUUUUCUUUGGCAUGCCCAUCAGCAUUAAUAACAUUGUACAUUGUGAAUAAACCUGUCUAUGAAUUUCUUUUCUCUGCUUCUUAACUUUGUAGUAAUUUGUUAAUCUUGUUAUCCUAGUGGAAAUGAUAAUGUACUAUUAUUUUUACUACUGUAACUGUUAUCUGAUAUUUGGAACAUUGCUUUA